This is a messenger RNA of Ceratitis capitata (Mediterranean fruit fly), 1299 nucleotides long. It is a transcript of the gene Or85a, whose product is annotated as odorant receptor 7a. The record is from RefSeq and is a predicted model, not a curated record. The transcript has 3 exons. Gene Ontology annotation, biological process: detection of chemical stimulus involved in sensory perception of smell; sensory perception of smell. Gene Ontology annotation, cellular component: plasma membrane. The coding region runs from base 1 to 1299 and encodes 432 amino acids. Lineage: Eukaryota; Metazoa; Arthropoda; Insecta; Diptera; Tephritidae. Gene Ontology annotation, molecular function: odorant binding; olfactory receptor activity.
AUGUCUGAUUUAUUGUUUGGUCGCGGUCAAAUCGUUUAUAAAUCACGUCAUGCGCUAACGUACCUUUUCAAUAUCUUCACUUUCGUCGGAACAAAUCCGCUUGGUGGACAGUCAUAUGCCUAUUAUUCUCUUUAUUAUCUCUAUUCAUUGCUGGUAAACUUUGUUUGCUGCAUCUUUUGUCCCAUCUCAUUUCACAUUGGCUACAUAAAGCUGCUGAAUGUGCUGAACACCAAUGAAUUACUCUCGGCCAUACAAAAUGCCAUACAAGUGUCGGGCAUCCCAAUAAAAAUCAUUGUCAUAGCAUGGUAUAUGAAACGUCUGCAAAGUGUUUGUGAAAUACUGGAUAAAUUAGAUGAGAAUUACAAGCGUGCCGAAGAUCUAAACAGUAUACGGCGGUGCGUGCGAUCCUGUUGUAAAAUAAUCGCAGCAUUUUGUGUGCCCUACUACGGUUUUGAGUUGUCUACCAUUGCAUUCGGGGUGUACCAAAAUCGGGCACCUCUGACUAUUUGGCUGCCAUACUUUGAUGCUACACGUACCACUUGGGAGUACUGGACUCACGUUGGCUGGGAUGUAUUCAUUAUGCUUUUUCUACUAGCUCAUCAAUUAGGCAGUGAUACAUAUCCGCCGGUAUUUAUUUCUGUUAUACGUCUGCACAUGCAAUUGUUGGUGGAACGUGUAAAACGUUUGGGUACGAAUAAGGCUUUGUGCAGAGAGAAAAGAUAUGCUGAGCUUUUGGUCUGUAUUAACACAUAUGGUCAGAUUUUAAGCAUUGCGAACAUUGUUGCGCCUGUUAUUUCCAUCACACUCUUUACCCAGUUCGCCACCACAGCCACCACGGUGUUGAAUUGGUUCGGCAACAUGAAAUUUCCAGAUAACAUCAUACCCAUGGCAUUCUUCAGUUGUCAAAUUAUGCAAAUUUUGCCAUGUUGCUAUUAUGCCUCUCAGCUGAUUGCCGACUGGUGUUUUUUAAUGACACAUCACUCGCUGCGUCCAAUAUUCGAGCAACAUUAUCGCCCAGCAGUAGGUUCGGUAAUUCGAGCGACCAUAGAUCAGCUCUACACCGUGCUUACUCUAUUGGAUAAUGCGCGUCCUCCCUCAGCAGUUAUCGCUACUGUGGAGCAGAAUAUCAAAGAAAACCCAAAUGAGUACAUUCACUAUAGAGAAGCACAAUUGGAGCCAUGUUCAUCUACUUUUUGUAAGAUUUUGCUGAAGAAUCUUGGCUUGCGGACUUACAAAACUCAACUAGUGCAAGAAUCGAAACAGAACGACCAGCUAGAGCGUUGUACGUCCGCUAAAUAA